AUGAUUAUUAUUGGUGUUGGUUCAAUAUUUGUUAUGAUUCCAUAUUUAGCUCAAAUUUUUGAAAAUGGUCAAUGGAUUUUAAUUGCUCUUUGUAUGACACAAGCUGAUAGUGUUGGAGGAGCUUUUACAACAAUGAAAAUGAGACUUUUUGGAACUCUUCUAGGUUCAUCUACCUCGAUAAGUGUCAAUUUGUGUAUGGUUUCUCCGUAA
Molecule: messenger RNA, 210 nt
Organism: Rotaria sordida
Lineage: Eukaryota; Metazoa; Rotifera; Eurotatoria; Philodinida; Philodinidae
Source: the annotation of a GenBank genome assembly